Ilex paraguariensis (yerba mate) is the source of this 201-nucleotide messenger RNA. The record is from the annotation of a GenBank genome assembly. NCBI's taxonomy places the organism in Eukaryota, Viridiplantae, Streptophyta, Magnoliopsida, Aquifoliales, Aquifoliaceae.
AUGGCUACUUUUCAUCUUGCAAAUUGCCGGCAUAUCAAACUGGCAACAACUGAAGAGACAACAACUAAGUUUUCUUUUCUGUUUUCACGCCAUUUAAGCAGUGUAUCUCAUUUUGAGGACUUCAGCAGCAGCAAAGUUGGUCCAAUGCACGGUGUGUCACACCAAUUAGUACCAGCUGGACCGAACCCACUUCACAACUGA